GGUGUUUGUCCUGUUACAAUUGUAAAAUGAUGGCUUCGGAUGACGACAAUAAUUCAUUGAACUCAUCACCAAAACGUGUCGCACCGCUUGCCGAGCUGCAAGCUGCAGCAUCUGCUACCACGAGCGCGACCUCGACCUCCAGCACAAACGCAACAAUUGGUACCGCAAACGCGGCCAUCGGAAGCCCCUCUUCCCAAAUGGGUCGGCGAAAGAAAGUCAUGCCGCUAGAGCAUGGAUGUGAAGACAAUUGGACAUGGAGUAAACGGCAUCGUUCCAAGGAGAUAGUAUUAAGUGGGGCCAACAAUCGCACCGUUCAUUUCCAUCCGAAUUGGAGCAAAGGUACGGCCGGGGUACAGGGCAAGCGACCUCUUAACAAUGGUCGUUUCUAUUGGGAACUGCAUGUGUCACAGCGGGUUUUCGGCACUAGCAUUAUGUUCGGUAUUGGAACAAAACAAGCGCGUCUUCACGCCAACUCAUUUCGUAAUAUGUUGGGUGAGAACGAACACGGCUGGGGUCUAUCGCACAAAGGAGUACUGUGGCACAAAGGUGUUGCGCUGCUUUACACCAAACGCUUCAAAGAGAAUCAUCCCACAGUUAUUGGUAUACUCUUCGAUGGGAUCGAAGGUACGCUCACCUAUUACAAAGAUGGCAAAUGCUUGGGCGUCGCGUUUCGAGGUUUAGAUAAGAUCAAGGAACCGCUUUAUCCGAUUGUCUGUUCUACAGCUGCAAAAACCGAAAUGACUCUGAAAUGUACUCGACGCGAUUUUGUGAAUCUACAAGAUCGUUGCCGUGCCGAAAUUAUCAAGCAUGUCAAGACGAGGGAGGAUUUGGUGAAACUAAAGUUGCCGCCACUGAUAACGCAAUAUCUGAGUGAGGUGGUGAACGAUGUGGCACCGCUGCGACAGGUGGAUAAUUAUGAUAUACUAUGUGACUUUUAGAAGGUAGCGUUUGGGUCUGGGAAAGUGGUUACUUAGUUGGAGGAGGCCCGGUUGAUUGGUUACUAACCAAUCAUGUUUUUGUCUGUGUUCGCCUUUUUUCGGUAAAACAAAAAUAUAGUUCAUUUGUCAUUGCACAUAAAUAAUAGCAAUGCAUAGAAUAUUACUUAGAAAUAGUAUAUGUAUAUGUAUUAAUUGAUUUUUGCAGAGUUUCAGCCACGAAAUCGCACUCAGAAAAUAGUCAGCUGAGUAUAUUUCUCUCAAUCACUAUAACCAAAUAUUAGUUAGUUGCAUUCGCGUACCUGACAAUUAUUGAAAGUUAUCGAAAGCUUUUUGUGUUCCCGUACGCAGAAAACUUGCAAAGUAGGGGAAAUUGAGAGAUAAAAAUGAUAUUUAGUUUUGAGGGGAAACUGAUAGUUUCUGUUGAAAAAAAUGUUUGCCAACAGCAGUUUGCCAACAAGAAAACAGCUGGGUGCAAUUUAAGCAAAUCACUAAAUCGAAUUUGAUCGUUUCGAAGUUAAAAAUAAUAAAAUACGACGACUUCAAUUGUAAGAAGUAAGUAAUUAUUCGCCUAGCCAGUAAACUGUGUGAGGAUAGGACUUUGGGAUUUGUCUUCUUACGCUUUCAAUUUCAUACUUUUGAAUGUAAACAGACUUUCUAUCAGCUGUUCGUCUAACUUUCAAGUUUCUGCAAAAUUUUUUUUUGGAUAUUUUUCUCUUGUAAGAGAACAGAUACAAUUUCGCUGUUGGAUAUAUUUUACUGGAUAUUUUAAACGAACGUACCUAAUGUGUUGAGAGAAACAUAUUUAGCUGACGUAACUAAACUAUUUUCCCAGUGUGGAGCCAGGUAUAAAUUUGAUAACUGCACUUAGCUUUUUCAAUUUUUUAACUGAGGAUAUUCCGUGAAUUUGCGCUUUGUGCAGCAAAACUACCGCCGUUUUCUCGGCCAAAAAGGACCGUACUGCAAAUAUCUUAGCAGGGAACAUCACCUUAACCAUUGCCUUUUUAUAUAAAUUUAAGGAGUUUUUGUGUAUGUAUGUAUGUAGGUAUGUAUAUUAGGGCUGGGACUACCCAUAUAUUCGGAUAUCUAGAUAUCCGUUUGGAUAUUCGAGUAUACGAAUAAAAUCCCGAUAUCCGCUUAGUAUCCAUUAUUUAUAUUAAACAGAUAUCUGGUUAAUAUGAGUUCUUUUUGUUAUCCGGAUAUUCUAAACAGCUCUCAGAAUCACUGAAUCUAUUGAGUUGCAAAACUAAUAAUAGAUUACAACACGUCUUUAAUACAUAAACAAUUGUUAAUUUAUUGUUAGUUUAAGAUUGAAAACUCCGAAUAUCCGUCCAUUUUUUUAUCCAGAUGUUCGGACUUUUUUUUAUCAGAUAUGCGAAUAUCCGGAUUAUCCGGAGGAACUCCCAGCCCUAAUGUAUACAUUAGCUCGCUUAAUAUUUUAUGUAUAGUACACUGGACUGGGUGGGUGCCCACUAGGGGGGGUCCAAAAAUGCAUGAAAAAAGUAAAAUCGGAAUUUGUAUGCUCUCAUCCCCUAGGCUUGCUCUAUAUCGAAGAAAAAUAUAUCCUAAUUUUUUUUUUGAAAUCAAAAAAUAUUUAGAGGUCGCUCAAAGCGCUCCAAGUUUUCCCAUGUACAUAUUUUA
This is a messenger RNA of Rhagoletis pomonella (apple maggot), 2576 nucleotides long. RefSeq names its product SPRY domain-containing SOCS box protein 3-like. Bases 27 to 938 code for a protein of 303 amino acids. Lineage: Eukaryota; Metazoa; Arthropoda; Insecta; Diptera; Tephritidae. The record is from RefSeq and is a predicted model, not a curated record. Gene Ontology annotation, molecular function: protein binding. Gene Ontology annotation, cellular component: SCF ubiquitin ligase complex. Gene Ontology annotation, biological process: proteasome-mediated ubiquitin-dependent protein catabolic process. The transcript is spliced from 3 exons.